AUUAAGUAGGACCCGUGAGUCAUAAAAUGUCUCUACUCCACUAAAUGUAUCUCUUAUGUGCUCUGAGAAUCAAUUCAGGAGCUUCUGGAAAAGCUUUAGGAAGAAUCAAACACCUUUUUCCCAACAGGAGCUCCUUGACUGAACAUCUUUCUUCCAAGCUGGAGGACUGCCUCAGAUUAUAUGCCUAACACGCACUGAUCAACUUGUUAAACCCUCUCUCUGUUACACAAACAUAAGUAGAUGAAUCAUUUUCUUCUGUGAAUUGGACUUGGGUGGCGUUUAAAUUCUUCAGCUUUCAUCUGUUUCAGAUUAAAUUGUCAUCGGACACUGUGGAGGGAAAACAAACCAGGUAUGUCAAUAGUCAAUUCCGCUGAAUUUAUUCAUGUUUCAGUCAGUCCUCGUACCUGCAAUUGCAUUCACUCUGUGGUUGAAAUGGCGAUUCUAUAAUAGUCAAUGGAGAUUGCAACAGCCAUUCUACCACUGGUUUUGGAACCAGCAAUAAGUAUACUGCUGAAACGUAUCUCCAAUGCGUCAAACAGUAUCGAUGCCUACCACGAUGAUCUUAGAUCUCUGUCCUCCAGAGUGUCCAUUCUCAAGAGUCUUGUAACCCAAUUAUUAGAUCGCCUCAACAGUUCAACCGGUCGAAUCUCAGAAACCCUGCUAGAGCCCGCCAAACUAUGGUUAGAAAGAUGGAAUGAUGUGAUCGAAGAUGCAGAAACCACCAUUGCAGAAUGCAAUGACGAUGAUCAGGGUUCCACCUGUUGCAUGCCCAGACGGAAUAACAUGAGGAGAAUCAAACAGGCUAUGAAGAACAUCAAAGAGAUGCAUAAUGAAGCCCCAACAUUUAUCAUGACUUUCUUUCUCCAUAUGCUCACUCAGAGCCAGAUUGGGUUCCAAGAUGCAAGAAAUGGAGCCCCCCAAUUAAUAACCCAAAUGGCAGUGACCCAUCCAAUGCCUAAUGUUUUAAGGAGACUGCAAGAUACUGCUUCCACUGUAACCAUAAGUACUGGGUUUAAUGGCCAGUUAUUGUGCGGGGAAAUUGAUACUCAUUCCCCUGACUUUGCCCUGACAAUGGGUUCUUGCAAUCCUCCCAUUUCAGUGAUUGUGAACUGUAGCGAGGAUGAGGGCAAUCCUCUGGCUCUUACAAACAAUGUGGGUAAUGCACAAGAAAUGACCAUACAAUGUUGUGAAGAGCAAAUAUUAAUCACCACCAAUGUUGAUCGCGUUCUGGAAAUUGAGGCAUUGUCUGAGCAAGAGCGAUGGGAGGUUUUCCAAUUCCAUGUCUUCAAAAACAGUCACCACCAGGGGGAUUUGCUUCUGCACAGAAAUGACAUGGAAGAUAUCUCGCGAGCCAUAUUUCGAACCAUUGCGGCCAAAUCGUAUCUGAUCGAAGGAGUAGCACAUAUUCUUGCAAAGUUCAACAAUCCAUUCUAUUGGCAGCUUAAAUCAGCCCUGUUCAGCUCGGCCCCCGAACCCUUGUAUGAUCGGUAUGAGGCUUUGCCUAUGUUCAUUAAGCUCUGCUUCCUUUCCUGUGCCGCCUUUCCUCAAGCUGAAGAAAUAGAUGUUGAAAAUCUGCUGGAAUUGUGGAUUGCAGAGGGUUUACUUUCAAUCAAGCACGACCUUAUUGGUCUGGUUAGCUUUGGAUACCAGGUGAUGAAAUUGCUAUUGCGGUAUAGUUUGAUUGAAGUGUCUGUGUAUGACUGGGCAGGAAGGCCUGUGCGCUGCAUUUUGCCCAGUCGUAUACAUGAAAUGGCCGUCCAAAUUUUGGACCAGAAUGAAAGAUGCUUCUUUAGGCCGCGUCAGAAUUUGGAGCUAUUUUCAUGGCCUGAAAGUCCCCUGUGCCGCAGCAUAUCUCUUAUUGGCAACAACAUAAUAUCUCUUCCAACAAGAUCUGGAUCUGCAUCUGUCCGCUCUUUGCUACUAGCAGGUAAUACUAGGCUUGCUAAAAUUCCCAGCUGCUUUCUCCAGGGUUUGAUUUCGCUUAGGGUUUUAGACCUAAGCGAUACAGGGGUUGUGUCCUUACCAAGCUCACUCGGCGAUUUGAAAAACCUUAUUCAUUUGAACUUAUCGAGAACAAAAAUAAUCAGCCUGCCGAAGAUUUGUAUAAAGUACCUGAAAAAGUUGCGAUCUCUUCUUCUUUCUUGCUGCAUUGAGCUGAAAUCCUUACCUCCAGAGAUCUGCAAAAUCCAGUCUUUGAAGCUUUUGGAUGUCAGUGGCUGCACAUCCUUAACCUCCUUUCCCUACACUAUUAUGGAAUUGAAAGAAUUGCAGGUUUUGAAAAUCAACAGUACACAGGUAUGGAAUUCCAAAUCCGGGCUUCUGGAAGGGAUGGCAGAGUUGUGUUUGACCGGCCAAAGAAGAUAUGCAAUACUGAGUGACCUGAAGACAUUGAUAAACCUGAAACGCUUGCAUCUUGACAGUGAAGAAGAUUCUUUGAUUUCAGAUGGGGUUAUGGGAAACAUGCAUAAGAUGCAGAGUCUCUGGUUAAGAAUGACAAAGCUGGAGCAUCUUCCAGAGGACAUGACGGCCAUGGCAGAGUUGUGUGAGCUUCAGCUAUUGAAGUGCAUGAAAUUGCAGGAACUUCCGAGUUGGGUUUGUGAAUUCUUGGAGCUUCGGUUUCUUUGCUUGAACAGCUGUUACAGCCUGAGAAGCCUCCCCUGUCUAGAAACAUUGCCAUUGUUGCGGGUUCUUGAAAUUGUAGAUUGUGAGGCAUUGAUGGAAUUACCCUCUGAAUUUGGAAGAGAAGGUGCUUUCCCUGCAUUGCAGUCGUUUACACUGAGGGGUUUGAAGAUAAGGUCCCUUCAAAUCCAUAAAGGGGCAAUGCCCAUGCUCAGGCGCAUGGCUCUGGAGAAUUGCAACAACCUAGAGUGCUUGCCAGAAGAGCUUGAGUAUUUGGAGAAUCUUCAAACAUUGGAUAUUACAGCAUCGGACUUGCUUAUUCAGACUAUAGCAUCACCGUCAAAUCUUUGGGCUCUUAAUUCUGGUGUUCAAGUGAUCCCACCCAUAUACAGAGCAUUAAGAAACCAGUAAGGUACAGUAUUCAUUUAGAGUCCUCCUUGGUACUAAAUCUUUGUUUCAAUUUUCCUAGUAGUUUCAUGGAAGAGAUCUUCCAAAUUUCCAAAUUGGGUGCCCAGAAAUUCUCGGAUCGAUUCGUAUGAGUGUAUAGUUUCAUGUCAAACUUGAAAAUUAAACUAUACAAAAUUUUCUCUAUAUUUCUUAAUUAU
Messenger RNA from Cryptomeria japonica (Japanese cedar), 3224 nucleotides. Its product is annotated as putative disease resistance protein At1g63350. The record is from RefSeq and is a predicted model, not a curated record. NCBI's taxonomy places the organism in Eukaryota, Viridiplantae, Streptophyta, Pinopsida, Cupressales, Cupressaceae. The transcript has a single exon. The coding region runs from base 454 to 3030 and encodes 858 amino acids.